Fundulus heteroclitus (mummichog) is the source of this 1506-nucleotide messenger RNA. It is a transcript of the gene ttc4, whose product is annotated as tetratricopeptide repeat domain 4. Gene Ontology annotation, molecular function: Hsp90 protein binding. The record is from RefSeq and is a predicted model, not a curated record. Lineage: Eukaryota; Metazoa; Chordata; Actinopteri; Cyprinodontiformes; Fundulidae. The coding region runs from base 158 to 1348 and encodes 396 amino acids. The transcript has 10 exons.
ACGGAUGAUAGUGGACGUAGUACCACGUGUGCACAUGUGUAAACAAGGCAUCCUGUUGACAUCUUAACGUUUUAGGACAAGAGAUUCUGCUUAUUAUACUGUGUGUGGAAGAUUUCUAAUAAAAACCGAAAGCCAGUUUAACAAUUUUUGAACCAAAAUGGCGUCAACAGACGUGCAAGACGACAGCGACGACGGUAUGGACGCGUUCAUGGACAGAUUCAAGUCUCAGAGGUAUAAAAACGCUUUGAGUGAAAAUAAAUGGGAAGAGGAGUUCAAUAAAAUCCCCAUGUUUAUGAAAACAGCCCCGGAAGAGAUCGACCCCAAAGAAUACCCCGAAUUAGCCUGUCUGCAGUCUAUAAUCCACGACGAGGACAGAUCCCCAGAAGAACAAGCAAAGAGCCUGAAAGAUGAAGGGAAUUCAUAUUUCAAGGAAAAGAACUACAAAUAUGCAGUGGUGGCCUAUACAGCCGCUUUAAAGAAGAAAUGUGAGGAUCAGGAGCUCAACGCUGUGCUGCUGACCAAUCGAGCAGCUUCACACUUCCACCUGGGUAACAUGCGCUCUGCUCUGAAUGACGCUGCAGCUGCAAAAAAGAUCAAGCCAGACCACCUCAAAGCUUUGAUCAGAGGUGCUCAGUGCUGCAUGGAGCUGCGUAACUUUUCCGGCGCCGUCCAGUGGUGCGAUGAGGGACUGAAGGCCCACCCAACUGACAACAAGCUGAGGGAGCUUCGAGCAUCUGCAGAUAAGCAUAAAAGAGCAGCAGAGAGAGAUGCCAGGAAAGCCAAGAUCAAAGAAAAGAAGCUGCAUGGUGAGAAAGAGGCGCUUCUGGCUGCUAUAAAGGAACGAGGCAUCAAGCUCUUCCAGCCCACAAAGUCGCGUCCUGAGGGGUCAGACAGUGAAGGGGAGGACGAACGCGCCUCAGCAGGAAUAGCACAGCUGAGCCUGGACGGCCUGAGCUCCCAGGAGGUGACGGGGGCUCAAGUCUUCCUGGACCAGCAGGGCUCUCUGCACUGGCCGGUUCUGUUUCUCUACCCCGAGCAUCAACAGAGUGACUUCAUCUCAGCCUUCUGUGAGAACAGCAGUUUUAGGGACCAUCUGUUUGUCAUGUUUGGGGAGGAACUUCCACCUUGGGACACGGACAGGAAAUACCAACCACAAAAUCUCCAGCUCUACUUUGAAGAUGAAGCGAAGGAGACGCUCCACCAAGUUGAUCCCGAUGUGUCACUUUUAAAAAUAUUGCAGCAUAAAAGGUUUUUUGUGAAGGCCGGCACUCCCAGCUUCAUAGUUUUGGUGAAAGAUUCGCCAUUCAGGAAGCAGUUUUUAUCUGGAAAGAAAAUCCAUGGAUUGUAGACAAAGACAUCAUGUCAAGAAGUAAAGGACUGACUGGAGUGUUUGGUUUUGAAGAUAAUAAAGAAAGAUGAUCUUUCACUGUUAAUGAAACAAGAUUCACAAAUCAUUUUCAACUCUGUUUUCUCUGUGAAAAUAAAAAUAAACCGGCAUAAAACUGA